AUGAGUACGAUUGAGUUGGAAACGGUACCGAAAGAAUUUUCAUCGAUUCGAAACUUUGUUCAAAGGUACAACGAGCUAAGCAAGUACAACCCUGUCAUUGCGUAUUGGUGUUUGUAUUGGGCAGCACAAGUGGGCUUGUCGAGUUCGACGGGGUUAACCAACACUUGUCGGGACUUUUUAUUGAAUUUAGUAGAACGUUUAGAAGAGCUACGAAAAGAGUUGAAUGAAAACGAAAACGUUCAUGACGAAGAAAGCGCAAAGGUGUAUGUAAAUUCGUUUGCUAUGGAGGUGUUAUUACAGGCGGAGGAAAAAAGCAAACAAAACACGCCCGAUAUGUUGGCGUAUCUGGCAGCCAAAGACUUUUUUGAUCUUUUGAAGGUCUGGGGACCUCUGGACGAACAGACUCGGAAAUAUCUCAAGUUUUGUAAGCUUCGCGCAGUGGAGAGUUCAAAGAGAAAGUCGUCUACGAGGGAGGGGUCAGCGGAUGGGAAAAAGGAUGCACCAGCACCAGCACCAGCACCAGCAUCAGCAUCAGCAUCGGAGAAAACACCUGCAUCGACCCAAAUAGACAGAGAGAUGCUGACAAGAGAAUCAGUGAAAUCACCCGAGGUUGAUUUUGAGUCGCUAGGACUAUCUACCACGAUGACCGGUCGACCGUCUUCGAUUGCCCCUUUGGAGCAAAAAGCGUUGGAAAACGAACCUCGAAAGAACACUCAAGCAAAUGCAGGAAAAUCGUUUGACCUUGAUGAGUUGCAAGACUCGUUGUCGAGAUUGACUCCAAGGGAAGUUGAUCGACAACAAGAGGUGGAAAGAGGAGGAGUUUCUAGAGGCAGCCUGCAUGUGCCAUCGCCUGGUCAUGCGAGAUUGCCAAGCGAACAUGCAUCAUUGACGGACCAACGCUCAGAGAGUCUUGAUGAUUCAACCACGGCGGUUUCCUCUUCUCCUAGUUUCCCGGUCAGCCAAAUGCCAUCUCAAUCCUCCAUCGGAUCCUCCACCCUUCCGGCAAUGAGCUCUGGAACAUCCGUGGCUCGAAACGAUUUGAACGACAUUAAUCAUCUCGACAGCAUAGAGGCGGCACGAGGCCAUGCGCGAUAUGCUUACAGUGCCUUGGACUACGACGACACUGCAACCGCCAUCUUUCACUUGAAAAGUGCCUUGGGCUUACUUGAACCUUAG
Schizosaccharomyces osmophilus is the source of this 1176-nucleotide messenger RNA. RefSeq names its product Vps20 associated protein Vta1 (gene vta1). Gene Ontology annotation, biological process: late endosome to vacuole transport via multivesicular body sorting pathway. Gene Ontology annotation, cellular component: multivesicular body. Bases 1 to 1176 code for a protein of 391 amino acids. The record is from RefSeq and is a predicted model, not a curated record. NCBI's taxonomy places the organism in Eukaryota, Fungi, Ascomycota, Schizosaccharomycetes, Schizosaccharomycetales, Schizosaccharomycetaceae. The transcript is spliced from 4 exons.